Messenger RNA from Mollisia scopiformis, 816 nucleotides. RefSeq lists its product as uncharacterized. Gene Ontology annotation, cellular component: nucleus; cytosol; proteasome regulatory particle, lid subcomplex. The coding region runs from base 1 to 816 and encodes 271 amino acids. The record is from RefSeq and is a predicted model, not a curated record. Gene Ontology annotation, biological process: proteasome-mediated ubiquitin-dependent protein catabolic process. NCBI's taxonomy places the organism in Eukaryota, Fungi, Ascomycota, Leotiomycetes, Helotiales, Mollisiaceae. The transcript has 2 exons.
AUGUCCGAACGCGACCUCCAAGACAUCCUCCGCAAGCUGAAGUCCUCUCGAGACUACGCAGACUGUUCCUCCCUCCUCUCCAAAGCCAAAAUCACCCUCCUCAAGCUCAAAGCCCUCACCCCCCAACCAAACACCCCAUCCUCGACCCUCCAACUCGCCCGCGAAGUCUUCGAAACCGGCGCUCUCCUCUCAAUCCGAGCGAAGGAUCCUGCUGCCUUUACCCGCUAUGUACACCAACUCACACCAUUCUACGAGCUGCCGCCCGAGCGCUUGAGUCCUGCGCAUUCUGAGAAGAAUAAGAUUACGGGCCUGUAUCUGCUGUUGCUGUUGACGCAGAGUGAUUAUGCGGGCUUUCAUACGGAGUUGGAGGGAUUGGAGUUGAGACAGGGGAGAGAGGGGAUGUUGGAGAAGGAUAAAUAUCUAGGGUACCCGAUUAAGUUGGAGAGGUGGUUGAUGGAGGGAAGCUAUGAUCUGGUCUGGAAGGCUAUGGCGAGCAGAGAGGUACCGAGUGAGGAGUAUGGUGUUUUCAGCGAGAUCUUGAUCAACCAAAUCCGCCACGAGAUCGCAACGUGCAGUCAAACUGCCUAUCCAUCUCUACCCAUCUCAUCAACAAAGAAUCUGCUUUUCCUAGAUAGCGAGGGUGCUGUUAUUGAGUUUGCACACACGAGAGGGUGGUUAAUUAAGGAUGGCCGGAUAUAUUUCCCCCAACAAAGUAUGAAGGCAACUGUGGACGAGGAAGGUAACACGAAGGAGCUCAGCCAGAUGGCUAUCGAGAACACGCUGGGCUACGCACGAGAACUUGAGACAAUUGUAUGA